AUUUGAUGCAUGGCGCAUGCGCAUUGAGUUUUCUUCCUUCACGUGGGUAGUCACUCAGAACCCAGCGUGUCCAUUUCUUACGUACAGAAAUCAGGGUGCAAGUACAGGACUCACUAACUGCCCAACGACGACCAAGAUGGCUUUCCGUAGAUUUCUGCCCAUGUUUGACCGUGUGCUGGUGGAGAGGGUAGCAGCAGAGACUGUGACCAAGGGUGGCAUCAUGUUGCCAGAGAAGUCCAUGGCGAAAGUGUUACACGCCACAGUGGUGGCUGUGGGCCCUGGCUCUGUCAACCAGAAAGGGAAUGUUCUGCCCGUCUGUGUGAAAGUCGGUGAGAAAGUGCUUUUACCGGAAUAUGGAGGAACCAAGGUUGUUCUUGAGGACAAGGAUUACUUCCUGUUCCGGGACGCUGAUAUUCUCGGCAAAUACGUUGACUGAAGUCUGUCGUUACUCGUCCUUUCCAUCCUUAUCCUAUAAAAGAAGAUAAAUGGUUGUGCUUUCAUAUACUUGUUCUUUUUUUAUGUUUUCAAUUGUAAAUAAUUCUGAUCAUGUUUUGUUAAAUAAUAAAAUGACUUAGGUGAUCCUGAUGCUUUGCCUUUCUUUGGGUAAUUACCUGUGUGUACACAUCUGUCCAAUUAUUCUUCUCUGUGUUAAGACAUGAUACUAGAAGUCCUGUUGUGUCUUCACAACGCACUAGAAUGUUCUAUUGAAUGCAACAUUUUUGGAUGUUUUGUUACACAAUUGAAAGUAGUGAGAGCUAAUGUAUUACACUAUGAGCAUUAUGCAAUCAGUGUGUCUGGAUGCAGGUUAACCCAGAAAUAUUUUCCAAGGCAAGAAUAAAAGCUCUGACUAAUAUUGAAUAAAACCCUAAACCUUC
Clupea harengus (Atlantic herring) is the source of this 875-nucleotide messenger RNA. RefSeq names its product heat shock protein family E (Hsp10) member 1 (gene hspe1). The record is from RefSeq and is a predicted model, not a curated record. NCBI's taxonomy places the organism in Eukaryota, Metazoa, Chordata, Actinopteri, Clupeiformes, Clupeidae. Gene Ontology annotation, cellular component: mitochondrion; mitochondrial matrix. Gene Ontology annotation, molecular function: metal ion binding; protein-folding chaperone binding; ATP binding.